Messenger RNA from Bacidia gigantensis, 1095 nucleotides. RefSeq lists its product as uncharacterized. Gene Ontology annotation, molecular function: lipoic acid binding; acetyltransferase activity. Bases 1 to 1095 code for a protein of 364 amino acids. The transcript has a single exon. The record is from RefSeq and is a predicted model, not a curated record. NCBI's taxonomy places the organism in Eukaryota, Fungi, Ascomycota, Lecanoromycetes, Lecanorales, Ramalinaceae. Gene Ontology annotation, cellular component: cytoplasm; mitochondrion.
AUGCAGGCAUUGUUCGAUAUAGAUGUCCAAAGCGACAUCUCGCCCGAUGACGAGGCCGUGCUUGCCCCGGAGCCCAAGGAAGCGGGAGAACCAGCGUCUCCCCAGCAGCCUCAGAAAGCUCUCGCAUCAGUACACGAAGCGCAAAACGUGAAGCGAAGUCAGGCAGAUGAUGUAGAAUCGAACGUGAGUGCGCAGCAUGCAAGUCUCGCAACUCCAGCAGUCCGAGGCAUAUUGAAAGAGCUCGAGAUAGACAUUUCAGCUAUCAAAGGUACCGGACGAGAUGGACGGGUUCUGAAGGACGAUGUGCACAAGUAUGCUGCGCAGAGGGACGCUGCAAAGCCAGAAGCUUCUUCCCGUCCUGCCAUGGCUGUCGACGAAGGACAAAUAGAGAGGCCUAUGACACUCACUCCCAUUCAAAGCCAGAUGUUCAAGACAAUGACCCGCUCCCUCAACAUCCCACACUUUGUCUUUGCCGACGAGAUUGAUAUCACGGCACUCAAGGCCUUGCGCAGCAAAUUAAACAACGCUCCCGAACAAAUGCAGAAACUUUCAUACCUGCACUUCAUCGUCAAAGCUGUCUCUCUAGCUCUCGAAGAAUUCCCACUCUUGAACGCCCGCGUCGAUGAAAGCCAUGAUAACCAUAAACCGCAGCUCAUCAUGCGCGGGAAACACAAUAUUGGGAUUGCAAUGGAUACCGCGCAAGGUCUGCUCGUCCCCAACAUCAAGAAUGUCGCCUCACGCUCAAUCAAGGAGAUCGCUGCAGAAUGUACCAGCUUGCAAGUUCUCGCAAAGGAAAGCAAACUUUCGGCCAAGGACCUGGCUGGCGGGACCAUCACCGUGAGUAAUGUCGGAAGCGUUGGGGGAACAUACGUGGCGCCCGUCAUUGUGCAGAGCGAGGUCGCAAUCCUAGGCUUGGGGAAGGCAAGGACGACACCAGCCUUUAACGAGGAUGGCAGCGUAGUGAGGAAACAAGUCAUGAAUUUUAGCUGGAGCGCGGAUCAUCGUGUUGUCGACGGGGCUACUAUGGCGAGGAUGGCGGAGAGGGUGAAAGGAUUCAUCGAAGCACCGGAAAUGAUGGUUGCGAGACUUCGGUGA